AGGAAGACACAGGCUCGUUUUUGUUUGCCCCGUGAACUUGAUUUUGCUGUUACGAGAGAGUGGCUUUGACAUUGUUGUGUGCUAGUGUGGUGAAACAAGUGAGUUCAACGCCUGCCGCUGUUCUUUUAAGGACUCUCACGAUUCGUGUUGUAGUAAACGAUUAAAAGAUGACGCACCACAGCCGGCUUGUGAUAGGAGCUUUUCUAGUCUUAAGUAGCUUAUACGGAACUUUAGGAAGGAUAGCAUUCGAAAAACUGACAGACUUCGACUACAGGGGGAACACCUAUUAUACCGUGAAAAACUUGAGCUUAUACGAAUGCCAAGGGUGGUGUCGAGAAGAACCGGACUGCCAGGCUGCCGCGUUCAGCUUCGUCCUGAAUCCCCUCAUACCCAUCCAGGAAACGCUGUGCCAGUUACAAAACGAAACCUCUUCGAACAACCCCUCGGCGACACCCCAGAGGUCGGUCAACAUGUACUACAUGACCAAACUCCAGCUGAGAUCGGAGAAUAUCUGCCUGAGACCAUGGGCCUUCGAAAGAGUCCCCAAUAAAAUGAUCAGGGGACUGGACAACGCACUCAUCUACACGUCCACGAAAGAAGCCUGCCUUGCAGCUUGUCUAAACGAGCAUCGUUUCACGUGCCGCUCCGUCGAAUACAACUAUGUGACACUCCAGUGCCAAUUGAGCGACACCGAUCGGAGAACCGCCGGCCAAUUCGUCCAGUUCGUGGAUGCCCAGGGUGUGGACUACUUCGAGAACUUGUGCCUGAAGGGCAACCAGGCAUGUAAAGCCAACCGAGUCUUCCAAGUACCCAGGAUAGGGGUCGCCGACGACAAGGUGGCCCAAUACGCCAGUCUCCACUACUACACGGACAAAGAGCUCCAGGUUACCAGCGAGGCCGCCUGUCGGCUGGCCUGCGAGAUCGAGAACGAGUUUCUAUGUCGUUCCUUCCUAUACAAGGGUACGCCUCAGGGAUCUCAGUACAACUGUCAGUUGUUCCACUUGGACCACAAGACCCUUCCCGAUGGACCAAGCACUUACCUCAACGCUGAGAGACCUCUGAUCGACAACGGAGAGAGGAUUGGGACAUAUUACGAGAACAGUUGCGAGAAAGCAACCGCUACAUCCGGUGCCCCAUCUGAUAACACUCUUCCUGUGGUUUUCGAGACCACCGAGGACUCGAAUUUCAACCUCACCAAGAGCGACAUCAACUGCGACAAGACGGGGACCUGCUAUGAUGUAUCAGUUAACUGCAAAGACACCAAGAUCGCCGUCCAAGUACGUACUAAUAAGCCUUUCAAUGGGAGGAUUUAUGCCCUGGGUAGAUCGGAGACUUGCAAUGUCGACGUACUCAACAGCGAUCUCUUCAGAUUGGACCUGACCAUGACUGGGCAGGAUUGUAAUACGCAGUCUGUGAUCGGUGUCUACAGCAACACAGUCGUCCUCCAGCACCACAGCGUCGUGAUGACCAAAGCGGAUAAGAUCUAUAAAGUGAAGUGCACGUACGACAUGUCCUCCAAGAACAUCACCUUCGGAAUGAUGCCAAUUAGAGAUCCUGAGAUGAUAAGCAUCACCUCCGCCCCAGAGGCCCCACCCCCAAGGAUUCGCAUCCUCGACAGCCGUCAACGCGAAGUCGAGACCGUCCGCAUCGGAGACAAGCUCACCUUCAGGAUCGAAAUUCCAGAGGACACUCCUUACGGCAUCUUCGCCCGCAGCUGCGUCGCUAUGGCCAAGGACUCGAAGAGCACGUUCCAGAUAAUCGACGACGAGGGCUGCCCGGUGGACCCCACGAUCUUCCCUGCUUUCACUCCAGAUGGAAACGCAUUACAGUCUAUUUAUGAAGCCUUCAGGUUCACGGAAUCUUACGGUGUCAUCUUCCAAUGCAACGUCAAAUACUGCCUUGGACCGUGCGAACCCGCCGUUUGUGAGUGGGGACGUGACUCCAUUGAAUCAUGGGGCAGAAGGAAGAGAAGCGUCAACAACCAGACCGACGAAGAGAAAGAAGAAGAUAUGACCCUCAGCCAAGAAAUUCUCGUUUUGGACUUCGGAGAUGAAAAGCAGUCGGAAUUCUUGAAGAGCGACUUGUCCAGUGCCGAUUUUGGAAGAGAUAAAACAGUGACGAUCAUCGAACCUUGUCCAACGAAGACCUCAGUUUUAGCCUUAGGUGUAACUUGUGCCUUAUUAGUCUUACUGUACAUCAGCACGCUGUUCUGCUACUACAUGAAGAAGUGGCUGAAUCCAGGAAAACACAUCGCUUGAGAACGACGACGAGAAAGAUGGACACUUUUCGGUGCUUUAAUUUGAUACGUUUAUAAUUUCUCAGUAUUUACGUAAUAAGUACGGCAAUAUUAAAUAACGUUGAUUGAUCUUUCUGUUAAGUUAGCGCGAAAGGUAUAUUUUAAAUGUAAUACGAGGGCUGAUCGAAAAGUUCCCGGAUAGCCGAAGGUGCGAAUUUUUUACCAAACUUUUCGGUCAGUCGCCGUAUGUUAACUUAAGAAGAGAUGUCAAUGAAGCGGGUUCGUCCCGACAAGACUCAAGAUAUCGCAAUAGUUAAUUUAACGUAACUUAAUUUUCGGGUUGGUGGCGGUUCUUAGGUGGUGGGUCAGCUUUGACGAAAUCUGUGACAUAUUAGGAAUCACUAAAACGAAUUUUACCGUUACAAAACGAAAUUGGCUCUCGGAUUCUCCGAAAUAAAGUUCCCCGUUUUUGAGGAAUUUCGCUGUUUGCACUGACUUUAUCCCUGCAUUUUGUGACGGUAAGAUUUCAAUUUCUUCUUUUAGAUUAUUUAUUUUAUUUAUUGUUUAACCGAUAGUUCGUGUAUAUAUCUAAAUUUUAA
Molecule: messenger RNA, 2835 nt
Organism: Anoplophora glabripennis (Asian longhorned beetle)
Lineage: Eukaryota; Metazoa; Arthropoda; Insecta; Coleoptera; Cerambycidae
Exons: 13
Coding region: 168-2258 (696 amino acids)
Source: RefSeq, a predicted model, not a curated record